Messenger RNA from Knipowitschia caucasica, 456 nucleotides. Lineage: Eukaryota; Metazoa; Chordata; Actinopteri; Gobiiformes; Gobiidae. The record is from the annotation of a GenBank genome assembly.
AUGGAGCGAUACGACGGAGGAGACCUGCCUCCUCCUCCCCCAGACCCACCGGGGCUCAGCCAAAGCAGCUCCCAGCAGCACAGUGCACCUGAAGAUGAUGAUAACUACGACGACGUGGACUUCCCACCUCCUCCUAUUGAAUUCAACAUGGACCCCAAGAUCGAGAAGGAGCUGAAGAAAAAGUUCAAGCUGGAAGGCCCAGUGAAGGUGCUGCACACGAUGAUGGUGGAUCCAGGUGCAAUCAUAAAGAAACCGGGUCCCAAACACCUGAGCGUGGCCCCUGGGGACCUGCUGGACGUCCUGCAGAUCCACGGCAAGAAGGCCCUCUGCCGCGACGGCCUCGGGAAAGUCGGUUACGUGAACAAGGCUCAUCUGCUGCCGCUUGAGGGCGACGUCUACGAUGAAGUGGAAUAUCCCAGCGACGUCUACGACAACGAGAACAUGGACCAUCAAUGA